This is a messenger RNA of Saccoglossus kowalevskii, 807 nucleotides long. RefSeq lists its product as uncharacterized. The record is from RefSeq and is a predicted model, not a curated record. Gene Ontology annotation, cellular component: centrosome. Lineage: Eukaryota; Metazoa; Hemichordata; Enteropneusta; Harrimaniidae. Gene Ontology annotation, biological process: negative regulation of cilium assembly. Gene Ontology annotation, molecular function: protein binding.
AUGGAGGACUUCGCAACAGGACGAUUACGGUCACCUCCAGAGAAAGAAAACAGAUCCAACAUGGUAGUUAAAGAUAUGACGGGUCGUGCCUUGAGGAGGAUUGAAAGGUCACAGUCAACUAGCAGCGAACAGCACUGCACCACAUUGAUCCUGGAUAAAAAUUCUGUAUCAAAGAUUGAAAAUUUGGAAUGUUAUGAAAGUCUUCAGCAGUUGUCAAUUGCCAACAACCGAUUAGUGCGCAUGAAUGGCAUCGCCAGGCUUCGGACGCUGAGAGUACUCAAUCUUCCCAAUAAUAGUAUACAGUUUAUUGAAGGAUUGCGAGAACUUUUCAGUUUGGAGUGGCUGAAUCUAUCAGGAAAUAGUAUAAAGUGCCACAGUCAGAAUACUGCUUGUGAACUAUGGUUUCUGUAUGCUUGUGAACUAUGGUUUCUGUAUGCUUGUGAACUAUGGUUUCUGUAUGGUUACAGUGCCACCAUCAGAAUACUGCUUGUGAACUAUGGUUUCUGUAUGCUUGUGAACUAUGGUUUCUGUAUGCUUGUGAACUAUGGUUUCUGUAUGCUUGUGAACUAUGGUUUCUCUCCGACAAUGGACGAACUUAUCCACUCAUUCAGAGCACUGGAUUCGGACGGUUCUGGUUCGGUCACGACGGGUGAGAUCAAGAAAAUGUUGGUACAGACAAAAGGUUACUAUACAGAAGACGAGGUGUCCGCCAUCAUGAAGGACGCGGACGUCGACGAAAAUGACCGAGUCAGUUUCUCCGAAUAUAUCCGAAUUAUUGCAAAAAUGUUUGCUGCUACCUCGGCGUGA